Molecule: messenger RNA, 3021 nt
Organism: Bombina bombina (fire-bellied toad)
Lineage: Eukaryota; Metazoa; Chordata; Amphibia; Anura; Bombinatoridae
Gene: RBM22
Product: RNA binding motif protein 22
Exons: 11
Coding region: 52-1305 (417 amino acids)
Cellular component (GO): U2-type catalytic step 1 spliceosome; U2-type catalytic step 2 spliceosome; Prp19 complex
Molecular function (GO): pre-mRNA binding; U6 snRNA binding; metal ion binding
Source: RefSeq, a predicted model, not a curated record
CGCAGUGUAAUUCACUAUUCAGACGAUUUCCGGGCGGUUGUCUGAAGCAGAAUGGCGACGUCUUUGGGAUCUAAUACAUAUAACCGACAGAACUGGGAGGACGCGGACUUUCCAAUCCUGUGUCAGACAUGUCUGGGGGAGAAUCCUUACAUCAGGAUGACCAAAGAAAAGUAUGGCAAGGAGUGCAAGAUCUGUGCUCGUCCAUUCACUGUAUUUCGCUGGUGCCCAGGGGUGCGAAUGCGUUUUAAGAAAACAGAGGUUUGCCAGACUUGCAGUAAGAUAAAGAAUGUUUGUCAGACCUGUCUGCUGGAUUUGGAGUAUGGCCUGCCUAUUCAGGUUCGAGAUACAGGAAUAUCCAUAAAAGAUGACAUGCCUAGAUCUGAUGUCAAUAAGGAGUACUAUACACAUAACAUGGAGCGAGAAAUUGGUAACUCUGAUGGGACGCGGCCUGUUGGAGCUCUAGGGAAAGCAACAUCUAGCAGCGACAUGUUACUAAAAUUAGCUCGGACAACUCCGUACUACAAGCGGAAUAGGCCCCAUAUCUGUUCUUUCUGGGUGAAAGGAGAAUGCAAAAGGGGAGAGGAGUGCCCAUACAGGCAUGAAAAACCCACUGAUCCUGAUGAUCCUCUGGCAGACCAGAAUAUAAAGGACAGAUACUAUGGCAUUAAUGACCCUGUGGCAGACAAGCUCUUGAAACGUGCCUCGACCAUGCCUCGCUUGGACCCACCAGAAGAUAAGAGCAUCAGCACCCUUUAUGUCGGUGGGUUGGGAGACACUAUCAGUGAAUCUGAGCUCCGGAGUCACUUUUACCAGUUUGGUGAAAUCCGGACAAUUACUGUUGUUCAACGACAACAAUGCGCGUUUAUUCAGUUUGCUACCAGACAGUCUGCAGAGACGGCAGCAGAGAAAUCCUUUAAUAAACUAAUAGUUAAUGGGAGACGACUCAAUGUUAAGUGGGGAAGGUCACAGGCAGCCAGAGGGAAGGAGAGAGAGCGAGAAGGCACCAAUGAUCCUGGUAUAAGCCUAGAGCCUGUACCAGGUCUCCCUGGAGCUCUCCCACCACCACCGACAGAGGAGGAAUCUUCAGCUAACUAUUUUAACUUGCCACCUAAUGGAUCUACUACCUUGGUAAACAUUUCAUUGCCACCUCCACCGAGUAUGGCUGGCCCACCUCCAGGUUAUGGAACGCCUAUUUUCCCUCCCAUGGCACCCCCGCCCUUCCUGCGUGCACCUGGUCAAAUCCACUAUCCUUCUCAAGAUCCUCAAAGGAUGGGCGCGCACGCUGGAAAACAUGGCAACGCAUAACACAGACAAUCGCCAUUUUAAUUGAACUGGUGACAAGAUCAAUUGGAAACUUAAAUUUGUGUUAUGAAAACAACAACAUUUGUAACAUUAUUAAAGCUGUCAGAGUUGAAAGCAUGUGGUUCAGCAGUGUGCAGUGCUUAUCCUCCUGACAACAAAUACAAUUACAGACUCUUUCCUGAAGGUUUUUUUUUUUUCUUUUUUUAAAGAAAACGUUUUCUUUACAUUGAAAAAAAGGAAAAUGAAGACCGAAUAUAUGGAAGAAUUUUUAUAAGUUUUGUGGUUUGUUUUCCUUGAUUCCUUUUUUUUUUUUUUUUUUUUUUUUUUUUUAAUACAAAAAAUAAAUUUUCAUAACACUGACCUCAUCUUUGUAGUGCCGUAGAAUGAAAACAAGUGUUUCAGCCAUCUGUAUGCUUAGAGUAAAUGCCAUCUAUAAAUAUUCACUUCAGAGCUGCUUGUGUAGAGUGCCCCCCUUUUUUCUUUUUAUAUGGAAUUGUAAAUAUUAAGGUGUCUUUAUACCUGUAACCAAAUAUAUACAAAUAUAUAGUUGACUGUACAAUUUCAAAGUAUUUUUUUUUUUUCAUUUAAAAAUGUAAAAUAGAGGCAACUUUUUAACAUUUUUCUUGUGCCAGGAACAGUCCAAAUACUACACUACUGAAUAUUUUAUAAAUAUAAUCCGUUCAGCAUAUGGAUGACCAUCUUCCAUGAAUUGAGUAAUGUAUUAAAUCCACAGAUUGAGCGUUUACAUUUUUAAAAUAUUUUAUGUAGAAAAGCUUUAUUUAAUUUGUUGAGGUACCGGAUCCCAUGGCAAUGUUACCUGAGAUGCUAUGUACACAGCAUGUGUGUCUGAAUUCAGUGUUGCAUUUAUUUUGUAAUAUACUGAAUGUUUAAUGCAGUUACAAUUGUGGGCACAUUUUUGAGAAAUGUAAAUUCUUUACAGUAUAGUAGAAAUAAAUUGUUUUUAAAUCCUCUGCACAAUACUUAAAGGAGGAGUGUCCUUUAAAUGUUUCCUCCCCGUUAAUGUGUCUCCAAUGAUCCACCUGUACUGAAAAUAUGAAUACUGCUGUAUUCUCUAAGAAAAUGUAUUUAAAAGGGAGAAAGCAGUAGCAGCCAAAUGGGGGUGGGGGGGGGAGAGACAGCCCAAAAUGAAUAUUCUAGUACCUAUCUAAUUAUUGGGAUUUGUGUGUGUGUGUGUGUAUAUGUAUGUAUAUAUGUAUAUAUGUGUAUAUAUAUAUAUAUAUAUAUAUAUAUAUAUAUAUGUAUAUAUAUAUAUAUGUGUGUGUGUGUAAGAUAGAGGUGUUUAUUUCUGCAAGCUCAGCCAAUUUAAAUGGGGGGAAACUAUUUAAUAUAGAAAAAUAAAUACAAAGGAACAAUUUCCCAUAUGUUAAAAAUACUAUGCAGCUGGUAAAACAAGUCAUUGGAAACACAUUCGGAGAAUCAAUUUUACAAUACUCUUUCUCUGUAAAGCCAUGCAGGCUAUAACAGCAUAGUUAGAUUUAAAAAACGGUGGUUAGUCUUAGGACCUUCUUUUGUAUUUUAAAAGGUCGAUUUUAUAUCACUCAUUUAAUUUACAAAAGGUAAAAAAAACACAAGUAAACUAAUAUGUAAUGAAUUGUAUUUCUCAUUUAGCCCUGCUAUUAAAAAUGAUCAUGCAGAUUCUGAUCUUGCAAAAAAUGUAACUGUUUAUUAAAACACCAUAAUAAACCUUUUCAUGUUUUA